AUGCUGUCCACUUCGGUUCCAAACAACUGCACCUUCUCGCCUGCUUCCGCCACUCCUCACCUGACAAUCAAUCACGAUGUGGCCGCCGACCUCGACUCUACCAACGCUUUCGAAGGUCCUGAGAAGCUUCUAGAGGUUUGGUUCGCUCCUAGUCCUUCGACUCUGCCUCCUACCGCUGCUGCCAAUGGAUUGAAGGCUGUUCCAGCUGAUACCUGGGUUCCCAUGCUUGACAUGGUCAACUGCAAGGUUUUGUCGGUCCUCGAGUCCGACAACAUGGACGCUUACCUCCUCUCCGAGUCGAGCAUGUUUGUCUUUCCUCACAAGAUCAUUCUCAAGACUUGUGGAACCACCACUCUUCUUCUCGGUCUCCAGCGCAUGCUUCACAUUGCUGCCAAGUACGGCUUCCCCUACCACAAUGCCAACUCGGCCGACGACAUCCAAGCUGCUGCGACCCCAUACCGCGUCUUCUACAGCCGCAAGAACUUUUUGUUCCCCGAGAAACAGCAGGGUCCUCACCGUAGCUGGAAGCAGGAGGUCAAGUACCUCGACGACAUGUUUGACGGUGGCAGCGCCUACAUGGUGGGCAAGAUGAACGGCGAUCACUGGUACCUGUACCUUACCUCGCCCAACCAGCAGGCCCUCACCCCUCCUCGCACUCCCGAGUCCGAAAUCGACGGGCGCAUCCCCGUCGGAGCUCCAUUCACUGCUCCUCCCGGCAGCUACCAUGACGAGACUCUGGAAAUCCUCAUGACGGACCUUGAGCCUGAAAACGCCAAGCAGUUCUAUCUGUCGCACGCGAGUGCGGUCGCCAGCGACAAGAUGGCUGCCGAGGCAAAGGAUGCUCGCAAGGAAGCCAUCGAUAGUCUCGGUGGCCUUGGCGGGACAGUUGACGAGGUGGACGUCUUUGCCAAUGACGAUCCCGACAGCAACAUGCUUGAUUCUGUCGAGGCUCUCACCACCGAAGGUCACGCAUUGGGAACUGUGGUUUCGGAGAGUUGCGGCCUCUCCAGCGUGUACCCCACAUCCAAGUACCCCGAUGCCCGCGUCGACGCCUACCUUUUCAGCCCCUGCGGCUUUUCCGCCAACGGUGUCGUUCCUCCUGUUGAAGGCAGCAAGGGUGAGCAUUACUUUACAGUCCAUGUCACCCCCGAGCCUCAGUGUUCGUUCGCAUCGUUCGAGACCAACGUUCCCGGCGGCCAGAGCGGACGCACCACCACCGAGAUCAUUGAACACGUCGUCGAGAUCUUCAAGCCGGGUCGUUUUAGCGUGACUCUGUUCGAAGCCAAGGGCGCUGCUCAGAACCCAUACUGCAUGGGCGAUGACGAGAGCAACAACUGGGCUGCCAAGCGCCUUGUUGAUCCUGUUCGAGGAUAUCGACGAAUUGAUCGGAUCGUUCACGAUUUCGAGGAUUAUGAUCUUGUCUUUCGCUUUUAUGAGCGUGAGGGAUGGGCUGGUAGCAAGACUGCCCGAGUUGGAGAGCCUAUCAGUCCUACCAAGUGA
This is a messenger RNA of Fusarium coffeatum, 1500 nucleotides long. RefSeq lists its product as uncharacterized. Gene Ontology annotation, molecular function: adenosylmethionine decarboxylase activity. Lineage: Eukaryota; Fungi; Ascomycota; Sordariomycetes; Hypocreales; Nectriaceae. Bases 1 to 1500 code for a protein of 499 amino acids. The transcript has a single exon. Gene Ontology annotation, biological process: spermine biosynthetic process; spermidine biosynthetic process. Gene Ontology annotation, cellular component: cytosol. The record is from RefSeq and is a predicted model, not a curated record.